UCCCUGAGCAUCGACCCCGCAGGCGUCCCCGGGACUGGUUCUUCCAGGGCGCCGGCGCAGCGGCGCGGUGCCUUCUGGGAGUUGUAGUUCGCGGGAAGCGGCGCGCGGGAUGUAGCUGUGCCGGUGCGCAAGCGCAGUCCCCUCGGGCCUGGCGCUCUGGCCCACCCGCGGAGGUCGCCGUGGUCACCUGUGAGGCCUGCUCGUCCGCUCCACCGUGGGACCUGGGGUUACUGGGGUCCGCCUCGUCCGGGCAGGGUCGGAGACUGAGGAGAACCUGACCCGAAACCACCGAGCUCGCGGGGAGCCUCCGAGGCCUUCGAAGGCGGUGCCGGGAGUCGAGGACACUGGUGUGGUCUGGACCCACUGAUGCAUGGUGGCCAGAGCAGGGGCCACAACUUGAGUGACACACACAGGAUCUGAUGCUCUGAAGACCACAAGAUCCAGGGACAAAGAUGUGAAAACAAGGCAGUGGCUCAGAAAGCAGCGAUGGAAGGACUCUUGACCGUGGCCACCCCCCAGGGCCCCGAGGUGGGGGAAACCCGGGAACAAGAGGGUCGGUUCAAGGACCGGCAGGAGAACCAGAAAAGCUGUUUGAAGCAAGAGGCCACGGCCCCCGGGGAAGAGCCCGCCAAGGACGGUGUGCAGGAGCGGGGCGAGCUCGGCGGGGUGCCGGGAACCGGCCGGAGCCCUCCCCUGCCCCAAGCCGGCGGCCGGCCCCGGAGGCGCGGCGCGCCCAGGAAGAAUCCGAAGCAGAAGAGGGCGGGCUCCGGCGAGGAGGAGCGAGGAGGGGGCGGCCCCCGGAAGCCGUGGACGUGCGGGGACUGCGGCAAGGCCUUCAGCUACUGCUCGGCCUUCACCCUGCACCAGAGAACCCACACCGGCGAGAGGCCGUUCGCGUGCGCCGAUUGCGGCAAGGCCUUCAGCCAGAGCGUCCACCUGACGCUCCACCGGCGCACGCACACGGGCGAGCGGCCGUACGCGUGCCCCGAGUGCGGCAAGGCCUUCAGCCAGGGCUCCUACCUGGCGUCGCACUGGCGCACGCACACGGGCGAGCGGCUGCACCGCUGCGCCGACUGCGGCAAGGCCUUCGCGCGCCCCACGCACCUGGCGCAGCACCGGCGCGUGCACACGGGCGAGCGGCCGUACGCGUGCGGCCAGUGUGCCAAGGCCUUCCGCAACCGCUCGUCCCUGCUGGAGCACCAGCGCGUGCACACGGGCGAGAAGCCGUACGCGUGCGCGCGCUGCCAGAAGGCCUUCCGCUUCUCCUCGGCGCUCAUCCGCCACCGGCGCACCCACACGGCCGAGCGGCCGUACGCCUGCGGCCAGUGCGCCAAGGCCUUCACGCAGCUCGCGCACCUGGCGCAGCACCGGCGCGUGCACACGGGCGAGAAGCCGUACGCGUGCCCCGAGUGCGGCGCGCCCUUCAGCCAGAGCGCCUCGCUGGCCGAGCACCGGCGCAUCCACACGGGCGAGAAGCCGUACGCGUGCGCGCAGUGCGGCAAGGCCUUCACGCAGGUGUCGCACCUGGCGCAGCACCGGCGCGUGCACACGGGUGAGCGGCCGUACGCGUGCGCCGACUGCGGCCGCGCCUUCAGCAACCGCUCGCACCUGGCGCAGCACCGCCUGGUGCAUACGGGCGCGCGGCCCUACCGGUGCCCGGAGUGCGGGGCGGCCUUCAGCCACGUGUCGUCUCUCAUCGAGCACCAGAAGAUCCACACGGGCGAGAAGCCCUACCGCUGCGGGGACUGCGGCAAGGCCUUCAGCCAGGGCUCGUCGCUGACGCUGCACCGGCGCAUGCACACGGGCGAGCGGCCCUACGCGUGCCCCGAGUGCGGCAAGGCUUUCAGCAACCGCGCCUACCUCAUCCAGCACCACAUCGUGCACACGGGCGAGAAGCCCUACGAGUGCGGCGGCUGCGGCAAGGCUUUCAGCUUCUCCUCCGCGCUCAUUCGGCACCAGCGGACGCACGCCGACGGGAGGCCCUGCCCGCGCGUCCGCUGCGGCCACACCGCCACCCCGCUGCCGCACCUGACGGGUCCCCCGGGCUCCCCCCGGGAGGAGGAGCCAGGCAGCGGCAGCGACCCCACACAGAGUGCCACAGACCGGCAGAAGGACGAGCUGAUGCCUAACGGGGACCUCUGACCAGGCACCGCGCCCGGCACUGUUCCACCCCGCUUCCGACCGAUCGGCACCAAGGGGAGGCACCUUCUCCUCCCCGAGUCGUCCGUGAGAAAACCGAGGCUCAGGGAGGCCCGGGAACUUGCCCAAGGUCACACAGGGAGGAGGUCACAGAGCCGGGACUGCUUUUCCCCCCAACACACACACACUGCCUCACACUGCAUCUGCCGGACUGCUCCUCCCCCCAACACACACACUCUGCCUCCUGGUUCGGAACUAUAAAUGUGACCCACGAAAGUAGACCCAAAGAAGUGUCUGUGCGUCUCUAGCUAGCCUUUGAAUGGUCGAAGAUUUGAUGAUCACGUAGGCAUUUGUUCAAUAAAUUUAAUUGGAUAAAA
This is a messenger RNA of Neofelis nebulosa (Clouded leopard), 2516 nucleotides long. It is a transcript of the gene ZNF835, whose product is annotated as zinc finger protein 835. NCBI's taxonomy places the organism in Eukaryota, Metazoa, Chordata, Mammalia, Carnivora, Felidae. The record is from RefSeq and is a predicted model, not a curated record. Bases 487 to 2142 code for a protein of 551 amino acids. The transcript has 3 exons.